GUUAGCGUCUCAGUCGGUGUCGAACUGCCGAGCUGAGUGGAUCGAGGAGGUGAAAGCACGUUGUAGCCGCCACUCUCGGGGUUAGUCGCGCGGGUGCGUGUGCGCGGGGGCGUAUCUUGACGGAAAGCGUAAAGGGAGCAGAACAGACGUAAGAUGAGCGGGAUGCUGAAGCUAUCGGCGUCGUUGCUGCCGCGAGGUCUGCCCGGAGCAGCGAUAUUGAACAAACUGGGGCUGCCGCUUCUCAGCAACCGCAAGCUGCAUCACACUCCGGAUGGCCGUGCGGCCAAAACCUCCGACGCGAUUUCGAAGCAGUAUCCAUUGGUGGAUCACACGUACGACGCCGUGGUGGUGGGAGCCGGUGGUGCCGGUCUUCGCGCAGCUUACGGCCUGGUGGCCGAAGGCUUCAAAACCGCAGUGAUCACCAAGCUAUUCCCGACAAGGUCGCACACAGUCGCCGCCCAGGGUGGCAUCAACGCUGCCUUGGGCAACAUGGAGGACGACAAUUGGCAAUGGCACAUGUACGACACCGUCAAGGGCUCGGACUGGCUGGGAGACCAGGACGCUAUUCAUUACAUGACUCGCGAGGCCCCGAAAGCCGUUAUCGAGUUGGAGAACUGCGGCAUGCCUUUCAGCCGAACCGGCGACGGCAAAAUCUAUCAACGUGCCUUCGGCGGUCAGUCGCUCAAAUUCGGCAAGGGCGGCCAGGCUCACAGAUGCUGUUGUGUAGCCGACAGAACUGGCCACUCUCUGCUGCACACACUCUACGGCCAGUCGCUGAGUUACGAUUGCAAUUAUUUUGUCGAAUAUUUCGCGCUUGACUUGUUGAUGGAAGACGGUGAAUGUCGCGGUGUAAUCGCACUUUGUUUGGAAGACGGGACUUUGCAUCGCUUCCACGCUAAAAACACUGUGCUCGCCACUGGUGGCUACGGACGUGCUUACUUUUCCUGUACGUCCGCACAUACCUGCACCGGAGACGGCACUGCCAUGGUCUCCAGGGCCAAUUUGCCUAAUCAGGACCUAGAGUUUGUACAAUUCCACCCUACAGGUAUCUACGGCGCCGGAUGUCUGAUCACAGAAGGCAGCCGCGGCGAAGGCGGUUAUCUGAUAAACAGCGAGGGGGAAAGAUUCAUGGAACGUUACGCGCCGGUAGCGAAGGACCUGGCGUCACGAGACGUGGUGUCUAGAUCCAUGACAAUGGAGAUCAGAGAGGGAAGAGGCGUCGGAGCGGAGAAGGAUCACAUUUACUUGCAACUGCACCACCUGCCGCCUGAACAGCUGGCAGCUCGACUGCCGGGAAUUUCCGAGACGGCGAUGAUAUUCGCGGGUGUCGACGUAACCCGGGAACCCAUUCCCGUUAUACCCACUGUCCAUUACAAUAUGGGGGGCGUACCAACAAACUAUAAGGGUCAAGUGUUGACUAAGGAGAACAAUCAGGACAAAGUGGUGCCCGGAUUAUACGCGUGCGGUGAGGCAGCUUGCGCGUCCGUUCACGGUGCCAAUCGACUGGGUGCCAACUCCUUGUUGGAUCUAGUAGUAUUCGGACGUGCGUGCGCUAAAACCAUCGCCCAGGAAAACAAGCCUGGCGAAAAGAUUGGCUCUUUGAGGCCUAACGCUGGCGAGGAGACGGUAGCCAAUUUAGACUGGGUCAGAAACGCCAACGGGUCCGUUUCCACCGCGGAUUUGCGGCUGACGAUGCAGAAAACCAUGCAAACGCACGCAGCGGUUUUCAGAGAGGCCGAGACUUUGCAGGAAGGCUGUCGGAAGAUGACCGACCUUUACAAGAAGCUCGAUGAACUGAAAGUCGCGGACAGGUCUCUAAUAUGGAAUUCCGAUCUGAUAGAGACGCUUGAGCUACAAAAUCUUAUGGUCAACGCGAUGCAGACCAUCGUGGGGGCGGAGAACAGAAAGGAGAGUCGCGGCGCGCACGCUCGCGAAGAUUACAAGGACAGAAUCGACGAAUACGAUUACAGUAAACCGAUCGACAACCAGCAGGCGAAACCGAUAGAACAACAUUGGAGGAAACACACGCUGUCAAAAAUCAAUUUGAGAACGGGAGAGGUAUCUCUGGACUACAGGCCAGUAAUUGACGUUACACUCAAUCAGCAGGAAUGCGCGACAGUACCGCCGGCGAUUCGUUCCUACUAGGCUAUUCUUUAAACGAAAAUAUUGAACUACAUCAUCCUAGAAUUUUCAUCAAUCGCCAUCGAAUUUCUGUUUCUGCGCGAUCAGAAUCUGAUAAUUUAGAUCGUGGUAACAUAAUGAAAUCGUCGCUACGACGAUCUUCGCGUUACUACUUCUACUAUGAUUAUACAGCGAAUUUAUUAAUUUAUUUCACACACAUACACAUAUACACGAACUUCAUCGUGCACCAAAGUUGAUUCUUGUCAUCGCUUGCGCCGAGUUGCGAGCAGGAUUAGUGGUCCUUGUAGGACACCGGUGCUGAGAUUAUUGUCAUCUCGUCUUCGCGGAAAAGUUCUUACACGAUCUCGUCCAGCGGAUCUCGGUGCUUUCAGUUCAGCGUGAGGUAAUAGUCGAAACUAGAACAAAUUGCAGUAAUAGAAGAAGUUCGGAUAUGAAAUAUUGAUCUUUUGAGGAAGGGAGUUCUCUCUCUUGUGAUGUGAUACGUAUUCGGUUACGACACGUUCUCAUUGCGCUCAAGCUACAAUACAAUAUGUACAAUAAUGUACAAUAUAAUGCGUAUUCUGGCGUGCAAUGAUGCACUUAAUAAUAACAAUUUAAUCAUUGCAGAAUCCGAUCAAAGCAUUAUUCUCACAAAUUAUAAAUUAACGUAUGACAAAAUCUUUAGUAAGUAAUCUUUAGUAAGUUUUGAUAAAAGCUUAUUGAAGACUCCUGGCAGGAGUACGUUUGUUAACUUAAUUUUAUUCACUUUUUGCCAAAAAUUCUCACUUAUGUAUCGGACAUUGAUACUUCGAACUGUUGCACGCGAUAGUAUGCAUUAUUGUACUUUGAUGAUUGCUAUUUUCAAUGUCGAUUUGGUGUUCAUUGUAGCGAUUUAUAUAUUUUUACCAUCGUAGAUGUAAAAAAAUUGAUCGAAAGGUUUAUCUUGAAAUAUUUUGCUUUUUCUCUUUCGAUAUAAGGGUUUAUGAAUCAAAAAUUGGAUCUUAAAGAAAUCGUCGAAAGAUUGAUUCAAUAUUUCAUCAAGUUGGUCGAAUAUUUGAAAUAUCCAUAAACAUCAUUUACGCGCGAAUGCGAUUGUGAGCACAUGCGCCUUAAAAGAUUGUAUAACAGUAUACAUUUGUAAUACAACCUUCGUAGCGGCUGAAUACUUAGAUUACCUUGCAAGACGGCGACAUAGAAACAGUAUUAACUAUAUUUUUGUAAAAUGUAAAAUUACAAAAAGCUAAAUAUUUAUUGAUAUACAUUUAUUAUAACCUAAUAUUAAUAUAUAUUAACAUGUAAUCAUUAAAAAAAAUUUAUUCUCCAAACGAUUUGUGCAAUAAACUACUGAGCAUUAAAAUUAUCAUUGAAAUCAUUACUACAAUCAUGAUCGCAUAGAAUUUCUGUUUAAUCGAUUACAGCUGUUUCUAUGUUGUCCCCUUGGUGUUGUACUGAUAUUACGUACAAUGUGAGUUGAGUAAAAUAUUAGAACACUAGAAACACGACACGGAUACAAUAAAAUACUUAUUUCACUCUCGAUCUGUAAAAAGUCGUGUGAGCGUGCUGCUUAGCAUGGAAAUGUACAUAAACCGUGAGGAGUGUCAAUAAAGUGUUGUUACACUUUUUAUUCAACGAAACGAUAAUGCAUAACACAGUUGAUUAGAGGAACCUCGUCGCGUCUUAUCAUGCAAAGCGCACUAUCGCGUCUCUUGCGGACACAAGAGCAACGACAAGAUAUUUAUUAAAGACCGACAGCCCCGUAUAAAAUUUCUAUCAGUAUCCAUUGAUCUACAUUUUGCAAGGAUAUUUACAGGAGUGGGAGGUUCGCAUUAACAAGUCGUGGUGAAUUUUUAUAUGUAUUUAUUAAACCCAUACUGUUGCAGUAUUCGUCAUAAAUAAGAAGUUCGCAGAUUAAAUAAAAACUACUACCGAGGACACUUUCUAAAGCAUUAAACUAAAGCUCGCCGCGAGCUAAUACUCCAGAAAAGUUUUACACAUUACAGUUUAAUUUAAUAAAUGAAGAUGCGUUUUUAAUGAACAUGUACUCGCACUCGCAAUAUAUAUGUAUUGGUAUACGCGCUGCCGAGGAAAAUCGAUUCGUCUUUUUGUUCCUACACUUUGCUAAGAAAGGCUUCGGCACGGGAUUCUUAUAAAACAAUGAUAAAAAUCCGAAAAAGUUAUUGGCACGACGUAAAUGCUUCCUAAAAUGAUUUGACAGAAAAAAUCCUGCAAGCACCGCAUUAAAUAUGGUAAGAGCAUCACGAGAAGCUAUAAAUGCAUGCAUAUCUUAUGUAUAAAAAA
Molecule: messenger RNA, 4419 nt
Organism: Linepithema humile (Argentine ant)
Lineage: Eukaryota; Metazoa; Arthropoda; Insecta; Hymenoptera; Formicidae
Gene: SdhA
Product: succinate dehydrogenase, subunit A (flavoprotein)
Biological process (GO): mitochondrial electron transport, succinate to ubiquinone; tricarboxylic acid cycle
Molecular function (GO): electron transfer activity; succinate dehydrogenase (quinone) activity; flavin adenine dinucleotide binding
Source: RefSeq, a predicted model, not a curated record